Molecule: messenger RNA, 8823 nt
Organism: Sphaerulina musiva SO2202
Lineage: Eukaryota; Fungi; Ascomycota; Dothideomycetes; Mycosphaerellales; Mycosphaerellaceae
Exons: 2
Coding region: 1-8799 (2932 amino acids)
Biological process (GO): DNA repair
Molecular function (GO): protein binding; protein serine/threonine kinase activity
Source: RefSeq, a predicted model, not a curated record
AUGGCCGAAGUGACUCUUAAAGAUGCACUGGAGAAUAUACGACUCAGUGCUGCCACCAAACGCAGGGCUGGCCUCAAUGAUUUGCAGCAUAUUCUUCGUCACAAUCGGAACAGAAUUCAAGUGAAACUGAAAGACGAUGACUUCCAGCCGAUCUUCGAAGCUCUUUUCGGAGUCGCCAAUGAUGGACAGCCGCCCUUUAUCAAUGCACGAACUACAAGCACUCGAGCCACUGCUGCAAACCGUCUAUCUGAUGUUGCAGGAGGAUUACGGCAGACAGUCGAGGCGGGCGUUCGUGUCUUGAAGUCAAAGACCGUGAAAUGGGUGCUUGAUCAUAUCAUCAGUAGCAUGUUCAUGUCAAAUGAAGACCUUUGCGAACCUCUUGCACUGGACUAUGCAAAGACAAUGCGGCUCAUUCUCGACUUCCAACCGCAUGUGGAGCAGCUACAAGUCUUUGAGUGGGAAGAGAUCGCAUCUUUUUGCAGUAAAUUCCUGGAAAAGGCUCUUGAGGAAGCCGCGGAAGAGAACGGCGCCAUUCAUGAGCACACGGCGUCUUCCGGUGGUGUGAGAAAUGGGGUCAGUCACCGCUCCUCGCGCUCAACCUUCCGCGAAUCCGCAGGAUCUCAAGGGCAACGGUCAAUCAUAAGGCCUGUCGCUGAAGAGAUGGUCGCAUGCCUUCGUCUACUGACCGCAGCACCUAAUGCGCCCAAGGGGGAAACAGCGACCACCCGCAUAUGGAUCAUUAUUGAUUGUCUAAAGACAUCUGCGAUCUCUCCGAGCGCGCAUAGCAACGCUUUUGGGGCGAUCAACAACAUCCUGUACUGGAUGAGAACAGAGGGCACUCGCGCCACACAGAAAGCAACUAGUCAGCUUCUUCGCCUGGUCCGGCAUUCUUGGUCUUCCAAGUCAGCGGCUACUGGUCAGAUGCUGAUAACAGUGCUGCUUCUACGGCCAUAUAUUUCGCAUGCUAUGAGAGAUGCUGGAGCCGUCGCGAUGCAUCCCGAGCUCUGCGGCCUACUGCACACUCUGGAGCACGAGUAUGCUAGCAGACUCGAACGGGAACGUAACGAGCUCAAGCUCGAAGAUCUCAGACUGGAAGUUAAUCGAGGAUCCUUGGGUAAGGGGCAACUAGCAACGGUACUCUUCACGCUCCGGUGCACCGGUCGGACAGGCGAAAUGAACUGGUUAUUGGUCAACAUUCUCGCUUUUCUCAAAAGUGUCCUGAUCAGUGCCGAACAGCAGAAGCCCGAAUCUGACGACGAGCCUGAUGCCACUACCAAGGAUAUCAAUCGCCGACCCAGGAAGCGUCUGCGGCUCUCCAAUCAAUUGUCCGCACUUCUCGAUGCCACAACGCGAGGUACAGCACGAGAACGCAUCUGCGCACUUCAGACCGUGACUUUUCUGGCUCAGCUUCAGCCACUCUCCAACCAGCAACUACUCGGGAUUGCAGACAGUCUUACGCUCAGCUGCAGUGACGACAAUGUCAACAUCUGCUCUUGGGCUUUCCUCGCCGUUGCAAGCUGUGCCGCACAGAGGGCAGCGUCAGACGCUAAGCUGACGGAGUUGUGGACCACUUUAUGGCAGCUGGGCGUACGGUCGCUUGGUAAUAGCUCAACAUGUCGCGCAGCCGCGUACGCACUGUCUAUAAUGCUCGCCGCGCGUCUGACUGUGCAAACCCAAAGCUCUGAGCUUGUUCAUAUGGUCACGCAUACUAUGGAUCUUGGCGGACCAAGCCAAUUGUCGGAGUCUGUGGCAUUACUGCUUUCCAUCACCAUGCGAAUGUCGCAGCAGCUCAAUCCGGCAAUGGCCACGGCGACAGCAGAGAGCAUUGUCGGAUGGCUUGCCAAGAAUUUCAAGCCCAGUGACAUCGAAGACAAGCACAACACAUUCAGCUCUACUAUGUACGAGGCUUCCGACAUCAUUUCGCUAACAGCUGCUUGCCUGGGUCGGUCUAUACACACGCUCAACGCUCACGGGUUGCCAGUGUGGGAGGCGCCUGCUCGAGCGUGGCUAUUCUGUGAGGACGAGGCGGCCGCGGUAUCGUACUUACUACUCAAUCCGCCCGUUCAAUCUAUCCUUAGUGAUGUUUUGGCCUCGUAUCCACUUGACGCUCUUACGUCUGGCCAGCAAUCAAGGACAUCCACGGAAGCUUUGGUUCUCAGCUCCUUUACUUCUGAGCUGACCCGGUGCAAGGUUGCGUGGCAGGACCGCACACGUGCGCCCAGUAGUGAUGCCUUUGCUAUGCUCUGCAAAGCGUACAUGGUCACUACGUGUAUCGCCAUGUGCAUAUCUUUCAAAGAUAUCACACGGCAGACACAGCUUCAGGAGCUCAGCCUAGAAAUGCUGAAGACAAUGAGCACAUUCGUCGCUUCAACUCGCUGCGAUGCGGACAACCUGGAAACUUUUAUCGGUAUUUCAUCUGCUGUAUGCUCUGGUAUCACAGCGCACACUGGCGCAGAGUUGGACGUCCGCUCACCAUGCCAGCUAGCGAUGUGUCAAACUGUCAACGAAGGCUUGACAAAACGACUUGAGGGCGACCAAGAUGAUUUUGAUGACGAUGCAAUGGACUUCGAUGGCACUUCCGAAUCACAACACAGCCGAGGCAGUGCAUUGUCUGCAAAUGUCGUCGAUAUACUGACUGAUCAGGAUGCAAGUUACAGUAAAACUGCUCUGAGACAAAAUGUGCAUCUAUACGCAGUCGCUGUCUUGGCUCUGGAAGCCUACCAAGGUCAUGAUGGCGGCACGGAGCUGCCGUCGACUAGAGUCGUGGAAUUUGUCCUAUCCUUAAGCGACAACGACCUUCUCUCCUGCCGAGAUAUGAUCACUAAAUUACCCAUGGUUGGUCUGGUUUUCUCCGCGGACGACACCGAUCGCCUGCUUGGGUAUUUCAUGGAAGAAAUGCUGCGUAAGUAUCCAUACAAGAUGUCCGAGGUCGCGCUAGGUUUCGUGCUUGAUGUGAUGGUCGGCCUGGUCGAUAUAUGGACUGAUGACACUCUGGAUGCAUUGUACAAUCUGGGCCUAGACACGUACGAGUGGUUCGCCAAACGCGCUCUGUCGGACGACUUUUUCUCUCCAAAUGUACAGCAGCGACUUGCGGGCUUGCUCCUGCAAUUGUGCCAACUGAAGCCAGAUUAUGGCCGGACCACCGAUGCUGGCACUCCAAGGACUUGCUGCUUCAAACUGUUGAGAAAGCUGCCGAUUUCGGUGCAACAUCAGCUCGCUGAUCGUAUACCUAUCAUGUUUGGCAAACUGGUCUUGUCUGAACACGACAAGAUGUUUCUGGACCUGGAAGCAAAUUUGCCAUCCGACCCCGAGUGGCCGGAAGGCAUGGCCAUUCGCUUGCUGCAUCUGUCGAAGCUUGCUGCAUCUUGGCGUUCGCUUCUGCGUCGAUGCACGUGGCUGAUGUUUGAUGCCGCCGGACGUGCCAAGGACUGUGAAGCUUAUGCCCGGCAGUGCAUCGAAGAAUUGGCUACCUCACUACGACUCGAGAGCCCACGACAGCUCUUCUCACUCUUUGCCUCGCAGCUGCUAUUCACAUGGAUGGAGUACAAGAAUAGCAUUGCCAAGCUGCCGUGGGAAGCGUUUCACUUUACCUCGUUAUACGAGCUUCUCAGACUCCACCGGGCUGAGAUCACGGCACAGCUAGUCCUGAAACAGGACGAUGUUGGCCUUGAACUUGUGCAAAAGGCUGUAAAGAAGAUGCCUCGGGACGUUAUUAAGGAUGCCUACGCAAAAUGUGUCGCAUACUGUAUGAGCCAAGACGUGAUAACUCGUGGACUUCAGAAUGAUAGAAAUGCGUUCGAAAACCGCCUGCGAGACGCUAUUGGAGGUAGCGAAGAGCACAAGAAACUGAUCAAGCAACACCUGCCAACGAUAGCCGGUUAUAUGUUCCUCGCGACGGAGCAAGAUGCGAGACUGGAUGAUUGGCUGGUCAAACACCCAGGCUAUGAUGGGACAUUGGCAGCUCUCCAGGUUAUGAUGAGGUAUACGAGGAAAGAAGAUGAGCUUCCGCCUGCGCUUCAACCUUCUUACAAAGGCACCUACCUGAUCGAUCAGCUGGCAAGAUUAGGGAGACGCGCCGGAAAGGACCCACGUGAUUUGUGGGAUGCGUCAUCCUUUGUCCUGACUGCGCGCAUGCUGCUGGACGCCAUAGACCUGUCCCUAGGCUCUAUGCAAUGCUGCCGCAUGAUCAGACGGGUGAUGAUCCUUGUGGCCAUUGCAGGUGAGAUAGCGCUUGUUGGCUUAAGUCCUAAGAUGCUCGUACAUUCGGUUCGUCCAUUUCUCAACGAUGGCAUCUGUGCCAACGAUGCGAUUGGUCUUUUGCAGUUCAUCUUUGACAGUGGUCGAGAGUCCCUACGAACAGACUUACAGUUCACAACGGGUGCUAUAGUACUGGUAAUCCUGCAGAUGAGGAAGCAUUCGAAAGAGCGACAUGAGAGUACUACGCAGGAGAGUCAGCAUUCCGGUACUGUGCAAGUGAUGGCCCAAUUUCAGACAUGGCUCGUCCAAUACCUCGCUGAGCUUACAACAGAUGUGGGUGGCUCUGUUUACACGGCACUCACUCAAGCGCUGGGACAACUUCAGCUGCCUGGCAAUGCUGAUGCUCAGAGUGCGGAGAGCUCGUUAUUACUUUUCCUGCUCGAUCAAUGGACUGCCAACCAACCGCUCUGCCCGAGAGAGGACACUGUCGAAGCUCUACAGCUUCUUUCUGAAGAAUUCAUCGUGCCUAGCACGCCGUCAGACGACUGCUUAGGAGAUGACACGAGUGCCGUGCGAUACUCACAGCCCAUCUGGGAGGCCUUGCAGACGGUCAGUUUUGACGACGGCUUCACCACGUGGGCCGCUUGUGUACUUGGGCGAGCAUAUGCUGCCACAGGCCUGCGACCGAAUCCCAAUGGCCUCGGGAAAUUAUUAUCCACUGCAGCCAUUGCCGAUCCCGAUGACGCUUUGCUUGGAUCACAGUGCGCCAUAAUCAAUCGCGUUGCCAGAUUAGUUUUCUCUCGAGAUCGCACGCAGGCAGGUCUAGCGGAGUAUACGCUACGCAUGGUACAAGAGACCUUCAGUCGUUUCUCGGAGCCAGAUGGCGCACUCCAAUUCCAAAGCAUGAUGCCACCCGAACUUUACUCUGCUGUGUGUUCAGGGUCAUAUGGAUACCAGCCUACAUCGGCAGUCUUGCUUCGCGCACCAGGAAAUGUGAACGAAGACCGCACGUUCCAGCAGGUGUUUACUGUGUCAAACAGCGAACCACUUGAGACCUGGGCCAAAAGCUUGGCUGUAGCUUUGUCCUUGUGGGCGGACAAGGAUGCAAUAUUGUGUUCGCUUGCGCCGCUGUUCCAAAGCGUUCGUGGGCUGGCAGUCGAACUACUUCCUCCGCUGCUCCACGUGCUGCUUGCAAACGGCUACGACAAAGUCUCCUGCGCCCUUGCGGACGCCACUGACAAGCACAUGUCCGCUGAAGAUGCCACACUUGUACCAAAGCAACAGUUCUUCCUAAAAGUCCUUCUCUAUCUUCGAGGACAGCGAUAUCCUGGUGAAACUACGCGGGUCGACCGUCUCAAAUGGCUGAAUAUCGACUACAUGAAUGCCGCUCAAGCUGCAGCACGAUGCGGAAUGCCCACUGCGGGACUUUUAUUGGCAGAAUGUGCUAGCCCUCCACCCACGCAGGAAAGCCGCAGAACUUCCAAGCGUGCCUCUAUGGCUACAGAGUCCGUCCCGGCCCAGAUACCUUCCAACCUGCUGCUCUCAGUGUACAAGCAAAUAGAAGAGCCGGAUUCCUUUUAUGGCGUGCCACAGGAAGCAUCCCUAGGAUCUGUGCUGGAGCGACUGAAUCAUGAGGGCGAUGGGUUUCGGAGUAUGAUGUUCCGCUCCGCGCAACUCGACAGUCAAAUGCGUCGAACACAUCGUCUGGCUGAGCACGAUGCCGUGGGCAUGGUGCAAUCCUUAUCAAGCCUAAAUUUCAAUAGCUUGGCCUUUGCACUGAUGGCUCAGGGCCUUGGCAAUACCGCAGAAUGUAACGAACACAUGCUUAGGACGGCACGAAGCCUACAACAGUGGGAUAUUACGCCUUCUGAAGAAUGCAGCGAGUCAUCGGCGAGCUUUGGUCUGUUGCAAGAGCUCAGCAGAUCUAGCGAGGUGUCGCAAGUUCACGAGAAAUCAAGAGCUGCUAUCCUCGGAUUCGCAAAAGACAGCAUUACCAAUGGGCGGCACAACAUUCCCUCACAUGAAUGGUAUGCGAAUCUUGCGAUGCUGACCGAGAUCAUGGAAGUCGUCACCGCCGUCGAAGAUCGCGAUCUGUCGUCCCGCUGGAAUGUCUUCGAAAGUCGACACCAAUGGAUGCACAUGGCCAGAUAUGACGACGCGAAGCCUUUCCUCUCCUCCAGACAAACUUUGUUCAGUGUCUUGAGCCAGAACCUUCCUCUACAGAGGAGCAUGCAUGUCACGUUAAAGCAGUGUCGGACCCUUGAGGUUGAGGCGCUGCUAGCCUUCUCCCGGAUCUCGAGGGAGCACUCGAGAUUGCAAGAGGCAUUGACCGCUACGACUAAUAUGAACGACAUUGUUAUAGUCUGUAGCGCAGUAGGUCUCAAGAUCGACUGUGCGGUGAAGUUGGAGACAGCCUCGGUUCUGUGGGAUACCGGCGAAGCCAGCAUGUCAGUGAAAAUUCUCGUCGAGCUGGGCCAGAAAGAGAAUGAGCUUUCCAGACAAGACAUCCAUAUUGGGCGCGCGGGACUUCUUGCGCAGCUGGGUCAUGAGUCUGCUGCAGCGCGCUUGGAGAAACCGGAGCAAAUCCUGAGCCAGUACUUAAAGCCUGCUCUUCACGCUGCUGGCAAGAGCAGAGACAAGUCAGAGAUUGGCAAGGUAUACUAUGAGUUUGCAACGUUCUGUGACCAAGAGCUGCAGAAUCCAAGCACGAUCGAGAACCUUGCACGAGUCGCCAAGAUGCGUCAGGCCAAGGAAGAAGAGGUUGAAGCCUACAAACAAGCCUUACGCAAAAAGACGGAUCCCGAAGCCAGACACAUGAUGGCGAAGAACUUGAGAGAGGCCACAAACUGGUUGGAAAUUGACACUGCAGAGGACAAACGCUUGCGGAGGAGUCGCAGCGACUACGUCAACUUGAGCUUACAGAACUACUUGCAAGCUCUUCAGGCAUCGGAUGAGCAUGAUAUAUGUGUCUUGCGAUUCUUUGCGUUGUGGCUCGAGAAUACUGAUAGCGCUGACAAAGGCUCUGAUGCUGCAGUGAGCAAAUACCUGCCAAUGGUGCCCAGCUGGAAGUUCGUUCGCCUCAUGAACCAGCUGAUGUCACGUUUAGACAGCUCCGGGACAUCCUUUCAGGUAGCUCUGGCAGAUCUGCUGCAGCGUAUCUUCACUGAGCAUCCGUACCACAGCUUGCACCAUCUGUACGGGACUACACACGGGAAAGAGUCCAGAGAUCCGGCGACCGUAUCGCGCUACCAGGCUGCUAAGGUUCUGAUCAACAACCUCAUGAACGGUCCGAGUGCUACUCGUAUGCAGGAGGUUUUCAAGGCGGAUCAGCUGUAUAAGAUACUAGCGGACAACAAGCCAGAAAGGAUGCCAGCCCACAGCAAUAAGAUUCACGUCAACAAUUUCCGACAAGCUUACAAAGUCUAUCGCGACGUGCCUGUUCUGAAGGUACCACCUGCCACGAUCACAAUAUCGCUGAGGCCGGGGGGAGAAUAUCAGGAUGUGCCGCACGUGACAAAGUUUGAUUCUACAGUGUCCAUCAUGAAUGGACUGAGUGCUCCGAAGAUGAUGAAACUCUGGGCAUCUGACGGGAAGUGCUACAAGGAACUUUACAAGAGUGGUGACGAUGAUCUGCGACAAGAUGCGAUCAUGGAACAGGUUUUCGAGGAAGUCAGCAAAAUGCUUCGCAACCACAAGGCCACUCGACAAAGAGACUUGAAGCUGCGUACGUACAAAGUCAUUCCACUGUCGAGCGGGUCCGGCAUCAUUGAAUUUGUGCCCAACUCAAUACCGAUCAACGAAUUCCUGGUGUCCGCGCACGAGAAAUAUUAUCCAAAAGAUCUGCAUAAUAGAAAGGCGCGCGAGAUGACAAGCAAGGCGUGUAAUGGAGGGCACGGUACUACAGCAGAGCGUCUCGCUACGUACAAGAGCAUCUGCGAGAGACUACAUCCUGUGAUGCGUCACUUCUUUCUCGAGCGAUUCAAUGAUCCAGACGAAUGGUUCGCAAAGCGUACUGCAUACUCGCGGACAACAGCCAGCAUAUCAAUCAUGGGCCACAUUAUCGGAUUGGGUGACAGGCAUUGCAGCAACAUCCUGCUGGACGAGCAGACGGGCGAGAUCGUGCACAUCGAUCUCGGAGUGGCAUUCGAAGCGGGAAGAGUCUUACCCAUCCCAGAACUUGUACCGUUCAGGCUCACUCGCGACAUUGUCGAUGGUAUGGGGGCAACCGGGAUCGAAGGUGUAUUCCGACGUUGCUGCGAGUUCACUUUGGAUGCCGUGCGAGAGGACAAGGACAGUAUCAUGACACUUCUCAAUGUAUUGCGCUAUGAUCCGUUGCAUAAUUGGACGAUAUCGCCACUCCGAGCCAAACGAAUGCAAGAAGCGCAGUCAGAGAUGUCUCGGACGGGCAAUGGAGGAGCUGAGCAACAAUCGUCGCGGAGAAAGGAGCAAGAGGCAGGAGAAGCCGACCGAGCACUCUCGGUGGUGGAGAAGAAGCUGUCCAAGACUUUGAGCACAGCCGCAGCUGUGAACGAGUUGAUACAGCAGGCCACAGAUGAAACUCAUCUGGCGACUCUGUUUCAGGGCUGGGCAGCUUGGUUUUAAAGCGUGCGUGAACAGAAGGAAAAG